AUGUCAGCAACAACUUUUGACGCCGAAAAAGCUGAUAAUUUAGAAGAUAUUGAAAGACAAUUUGCUGUCGUCGCAGUUGAACAAGCUGAAACCUAUUGGAAUAUAUUAACCAAAAUCAAAGGUUCUAAAUUACGUCUAACUAAAUUUGACAAUGAUAUAUAUGACACAUUUAUCGAACAUUUCCCAGAAUAUAAGGACGUUGAAAGAGUGAAAAACUUCAAAGAAGAAGAACUAAAGUCAAAGGAACAAAAGGUUAAAUGGAGAAAGUUCUGUGGAGAAUUCGAAGAAAAUAUCGAAGAUUACAAUUUUGGUACUCUGUUAAGAACUAGUUCUAAUGACGAAUACGGUCAAGAAGGUACUAUUUUUGUUGUUAGAAUCCAAUUUUACGCUUUUGAAAUUGCCAGAAACAGAGCAGGUUUGAAUGACUGGAUCUGUGGUAAAUAG
This is a messenger RNA of Maudiozyma barnettii, 444 nucleotides long. It is a transcript of the gene CHP1, whose product is annotated as ribosome-associated Tef1p biogenesis chaperone CHP1. The coding region runs from base 1 to 444 and encodes 147 amino acids. Gene Ontology annotation, cellular component: cytoplasm. The transcript has a single exon. Lineage: Eukaryota; Fungi; Ascomycota; Saccharomycetes; Saccharomycetales; Saccharomycetaceae. The record is from RefSeq and is a predicted model, not a curated record.